AUGGAGCAUUCGCGACACUAUGGCCGCCGCGGCCUCAAGAUGGGCAACAUCAUCGGUGACCCCUUUGCCCUCGCGACUCUCUCUGUCGGCAUGCUCGCCUGGUUCAUCUGCUUCGUAGCGUGCGUUGUCGCCCAGAUUCAAGGCGGACAAAGCUUUCCUAAAUUCUCCUGGUGGGCCGUCGUAUAUGCCCUCUUCCUCAACAUUGGCGUUUUUGUCGUCGUCGCCUCCGACGCCAUCCAGACCUACCACGUUGCCCUCAGCAGCUACCUUGCCGCCGGCCUCGUUCUCUCCAGCUCCAGCGUCAACAACCUCGUCUACUCCAACAUUGGCGCCCGUCAGGCCGCCGGAGCCGGCUUCAUCCUGCUCUCCAUGCUCAACAUUGUCUGGAUCUUCUACUUUGGCUCUGCGCCAUCCUCCACCCCCCGCGCCUUCCUCGACUCUUUUGCCCUGUCCAAAGAGUCCACCAGCCCCAUGCCUCGGCAGCCCAUGACAGGCUACGGCGCAUCCGGCCGCCCCGAGACGUCCAACUCGGUCCAGCCGCCUCAGAUGUACACCUCGGCCCAGCUCAGCGGCUUUGAGAACUCCACGCCUCUCGGAAACACCAUGACCGGCGCCCGAGCCUCCAACUUUGGCACAAGCAGCCCCCAGCAGGCCCUUCAGCAGCCCGGCCCGACACCCCAGGUCAGCAAGCCCGCCCACGACAUCGAGGUCGUCCCGCCCACAGAGUAUCCCUACAAGGCCAAGGCCAUCUACAGCUACGAGGCCAACCCCGAUGACGCCAACGAAAUCUCCUUUUCCAAGCACGAAAUUCUCGAAGUCUCCGACGUCAGCGGUCGCUGGUGGCAAGCACGCAAAGAAAGCGGCGAGACUGGCAUCGCACCCAGCAACUAUCUCAUUUUAUUAUGA
This is a messenger RNA of Beauveria bassiana ARSEF 2860, 906 nucleotides long. Its product is annotated as osmosensor protein MOS1. Lineage: Eukaryota; Fungi; Ascomycota; Sordariomycetes; Hypocreales; Cordycipitaceae. The transcript is spliced from 2 exons. Gene Ontology annotation, molecular function: protein binding. The record is from RefSeq and is a predicted model, not a curated record. The coding region runs from base 1 to 906 and encodes 301 amino acids.